AAGCCAUGCGCGGUGGCGCAGCUCCCCAGCGCUUUCCAGGUGAGGGGACCGCUGUGGCGACUGGACCCCCGCUGCCUGGGUGCUCGUGCAGGGGGAGAAACUGGCUCCCCAAAGUCGAGGGACCUCUGCCCGCAAAAAGUCUCCACUCAGAGUUUCUCAAUUCCUUACUUAGUUUUUCUUGCUCCCGAAAACUUUUGGGUGGAGGCGUCAAGAUUUUUAUUUUUUGGAAACUCUUCUGGGGAACGAGGAGGAGGAGAAAGUGAAAUUUGAUGGAGAAGAGCAGAGCGACUCCUCCUUGCUUUGCAUUAAACCUUAAUUUCCAGAAGAUUCCAGUGGUUAGUCCUGCUGGGAGCUGAGGCAGGCGCGCAGGAGUGUUUUGCAGGUAGAGACCCUCCACGGCUCCUGGGCCUGGCCCUCCCUCCGGCUUGGCUUGCAUGCUUGUGCCAUCCAUCCAAGCUGCAGCAUUCCUGAUUCUGCUCCUGGACGCUCAGUGGGGACCCAAGUGAAUGGCCCCCAGGGGCUGUGCGAGGCCUCUGCCUCCGCCACCUGCGCAGGCCUGGGUCUGCCCAGGAAAGAUGCUAGCCGUGGGGGCACUGGCCGGCUUCUGGGUUCUCAGCCUCCUCACCUAUGGUUACCUGUCCUGGGGCCAGGGCUUGAAGGAGGAGGAAGAGGGAGCCUUUGGACCUCAAGCUGAAGAGAGACCAGAACCCAGCACAGCUACCACCUCCCAGCCCCAUCUCAUUUUCAUCCUAGCAGAUGAUCAGGGAUUUAGAGAUGUGGGCUACCACGGAUCAGAGAUCAGGACACCCACUCUUGACAAACUCGCUGCAGAAGGAGUUAAACUGGAGAAUUACUAUGUCCAGCCUAUUUGCACACCAUCCAGGAGUCAGUUUAUUACUGGAAAGUAUCAGAUCCACACCGGCCUUCAGCAUUCUAUCAUUAGACCUACCCAACCCAACUGUUUACCUCUGGACAAUGCAACCCUACCUCAGAAGCUGAAGGAGGUCGGAUAUUCAACACAUAUGGUUGGCAAGUGGCAUCUGGGUUUUUAUAGAAGAGAAUGCAUGCCCACCAAGAGAGGAUUUGACACCUUUUUUGGCUCCCUCUUGGGCAGUGGUGAUUAUUACACACACUACAAAUGUGAUAGUCCCGGCAUGUGUGGCUAUGACUUGUACGAGAAUGACAGCGCGGCCUGGGACUAUGACAAUGGCAUUUACUCCACACAGAUGUACACCCAGAGAGUGCAGCAGAUCUUAGCGUCCCAUGACCCCAGGAAGCCCAUAUUUUUAUAUAUUGCCUACCAAGCGGUUCACUCACCACUGCAAGCCCCUGGCAAGUAUUUUGAACACUACCGGUCCAUUAUCAACAUAAACAGGCGGAGGUAUGCCGCCAUGCUCUCCUGCUUAGACGAAGCGAUCAACAAUGUGACCCUGGCUCUGCAGAGGUAUGGUUUCUAUAACAACAGCAUUAUCAUCUACUCCUCAGAUAAUGGUGGCCAGCCCACGGCAGGAGGGAGUAACUGGCCUCUCAGAGGCAGCAAGGGAACGUACUGGGAAGGAGGCGUCCGGGCUGUUGGCUUUGUGCACAGCCCACUUCUGAAAAACAAGGGCACAGUGUGUAAAGAGCUUGUGCACAUCACGGACUGGUACCCCACUCUGAUUUCACUGGCCGAAGGGCAGAUUGAUGAAGACAUCCAGCUGGAUGGCUACGACAUCUGGGAGACCAUCAGUGAAGGCCUUCGCUCCCCCCGCAUGGAUAUCUUGCACAAUAUUGACCCCAUUUACACCAAGGCUAAAAAUGGCUCCUGGGCAGCAGGCUAUGGGAUCUGGAACACGGCCAUCCAGUCAGCCAUCAGGGUACAGCACUGGAAACUGCUCACUGGAAACCCCGGCUACAGCGACUGGGUUCCCCCUCAGUCCUUCAGCAACCUGGGGCCCAACCGGUGGCACAACGAGCGGAUUACCCUGUCCACUGGCAAGACGGUGUGGCUCUUCAACAUCACAGCAGACCCGUACGAGAGAGUGGACCUGUCCAGCAGGUACCCCGGGAUCGUGAAGCAGCUCCUCCGGAGGCUCUCCCAGUUCAACAAAACCGCAGUGCCUGUCAGGUACCCCCCCAAAGACCCCAGAAGUAACCCUCGGCUCAACGGAGGAGUCUGGGGACCAUGGUAUAAAGAAGAGAACCAGAAAAAGAGGCCACGCAAAAAUAAGGCUGAGAAAAAGCAGAAGAAAAGUAAGACCAAGAAGAAACAGCAGAAAGCAGGUAAAACAGCAAAUUUGGCUCAAUAAUAUCCCCACCAUGAGCAUCGGACUCUUUCUCCUGUUGUGCCAGCAGUGGUUCUGCCACCUGCCCGCCCGGAACCCCGAGCUGCACCUGCCAAAGAUGCCUCGAGCCAGCCACGCCGAGAGGAGGAAGAGCUGCUCUCUCUCCUGCUCCUGCACAGAAGGUGGUCAGUAUCGAGUGCAACCUUGUUCUUCAGUCAGUCGACCAAAUCUAUGCUUUAAAUUAUAACCGGGGACCAUGACCUGCAAUGGAUGAACAUCCUAGUUUGAUGGAAAUUUCAGGAUAGCUUGAUUAAAAACUCCCUUCUUGGAUAAAAUGUAGUCAGAGUUUGUGACACCAUAAAGACCUUGAAAAAUGUAUUUUCUUAAUGAAUUUCUAUGUUUCGAUCAUAGGACACUUGACUCUUUUAAUUAAUUCUAUUUCAUGUAUCAUUUCCUUUCCUGUGAAAAUAAGCUGUUUUUCUCACAUGCGAACAGCUUGUACCUCAUUUUAUCACGCAUGAGGGGAUGGCAAAUACGAGUGAGCACACAGCCAAAGCAUGAAUGUACCUGUUUUCUAAAGGCUUUAACAGAAUGAUGUUUCAGUACGAAGUGCGUAAUUUAUUUUUACGGAAAAAAAGAUUAAUUAUUUUGCCUUCAUAAAAGUUUUGCAAAUGACUUUUAAUUAUUUUAUUUUUAUUUUAUACAUAGCAUUAGAAGAGAUUUAUUUCAUAUCUUCAAGGUUACCAAGCACUGUAAUACUUUAAAUGACUGUAAUGCUCUAUGAAUUCAUGGACUAUAAAAAGAAAAUCAGAAAAAAAUGAUGAUCAUUGUUCAACCAUUAUUUUGAAUGUACUAAGAUAAAUAUAUGCUUUAAAUAAUAGUUGGAAAUUCAAUGUUUGUACAGUCGAGAGACAACUUUAUUGCUUCUAUCAAAAGCAUUUUAUUUAUGUAUCUUUAUUAAAAUGACUUAUUUUAUGAUACUAGCAAGUUUAGUGUUGCAUUUGUGAUUGGACUCCUAGUUAAAACUCUUUUAUUCACCUCAGCAAAACUCUUUACAGAGAGGCUACUGAAGGUUAUGUUUCCUGACAACAAUAGUUCCUACUGUUGUAGGAACUUUACAAAUAAGAGACGCUUCCAAUUGGCUGUCGCAUGAGGAAAAUGUUCUCUUGUUAAUAACUGACCUUUAUAAUGACCCUGUUCUUAUAAAUAGUGGAAAAAAUGGGGCGAUACAGAGGAAUAAAAAUUCCGAUCCUUCCUGGUGUAGUUAAACAUCUAGUGAGAACUCACACACUCAAGUACCAUGAGGAGGAGUAAGGAAGAAUGAUCUGUCAUGAGGAUGAUCACGGGUCACCGACAAGCCGUGAUGGGUGUUCCUUCUGAUGCAGAAGACUCGAGUUCUCAUAGUU
Talpa occidentalis (Iberian mole) is the source of this 3670-nucleotide messenger RNA. RefSeq names its product arylsulfatase family member J (gene ARSJ). Bases 507 to 2288 code for a protein of 593 amino acids. The record is from RefSeq and is a predicted model, not a curated record. Lineage: Eukaryota; Metazoa; Chordata; Mammalia; Eulipotyphla; Talpidae. The transcript has 3 exons.